This is a messenger RNA of Aspergillus bombycis, 396 nucleotides long. Its product is annotated as O-methylsterigmatocystin oxidoreductase. Bases 1 to 396 code for a protein of 131 amino acids. The transcript has a single exon. NCBI's taxonomy places the organism in Eukaryota, Fungi, Ascomycota, Eurotiomycetes, Eurotiales, Aspergillaceae. Gene Ontology annotation, molecular function: heme binding; iron ion binding; monooxygenase activity. The record is from RefSeq and is a predicted model, not a curated record.
AUGUCUGACCGUUAUAGGUGGUUCACUCAUGAUCCCAAGAUCUACCGUGAUCCCGAGGCGUUCAGACCUGAGCGUUUCCUGGGCGAUAAUCCUGAGCUCGAUCCGCAUAGCAUUGUGUUCGGUUAUGGCAGACGCAUCUGUCCUGGCCAAUUCCUAGCAGAUGCAACCGUCUUCCUAAGUACUGCACAGUCUCUGGCAGUUUUGAAUUUCUCUCAGCCGGAAGGGGAAGAAGAUCUACAGGCUGAAUUUCUCCCGGGCGUUAUCAGCCACCCGGCCCCAUAUCGUCUCGAGAUCACCCCUCGGAGCGCUGCCCACGAAGCAUUGAUCCGGUCAGUGGAAGUGGAGCAUCCAUGGGAAGAGAGCCACGCAAAAGAGCUCGAGAAGGUGGGGUGUUGA